Molecule: messenger RNA, 1629 nt
Organism: Marmota flaviventris (yellow-bellied marmot)
Lineage: Eukaryota; Metazoa; Chordata; Mammalia; Rodentia; Sciuridae
Gene: Spsb3
Product: splA/ryanodine receptor domain and SOCS box containing 3
Biological process (GO): proteasome-mediated ubiquitin-dependent protein catabolic process
Cellular component (GO): SCF ubiquitin ligase complex
Molecular function (GO): protein binding
Source: RefSeq, a predicted model, not a curated record
AGACUGGAGCGGCCGCCUAGCCGCCGGGCCAAUGCAGCGCGGGGGCGGGGAUUGUUUACGUCCCGGUCGGAGACGAAAGUGGGUCACAGCCUGCGGAGCGCGGCUGUGGCGGCUGCAGGUCCUCUCUAGCAUGGCCAGACGUCCGAGGAGUAGCAGGGCAUGGCAUUUUGUCUUGAGCGCAGCCCGCCGGGAUGCUGAUGCCCGGGCUGUGGCCCUGGCAGGCACCACUAACCGGGGCUAUGACUCUGAUGGGCAGCACAGUGACUCCGAUUCUGACCCUGAGUCCUCAUCCCUGCCACCAUCCAUCCCCAGUGCUGUGCCUGUGACAGGGGAGUCCUUCUGUGACUGUGAGAGCCAGAGCGAGGCCCCCUUCUGCAGCAGCCCACAUACCACGCACCGUGGCAAGGACUGCCGCUGUGGAGAAGAGGAUGAGUACUUUGACUGGGUCUGGGAUGACCUGAAUAAGUCCUCAGCUGCCCUGCUAAGCUGUGACAACCGCAAGGUCAGCUUCCAUAUGGAGUAUAGCUGUGGUACCGCAGCCAUCCGGGGCACCAAGGAGCUGGGGGAUGGCCAACACUUCUGGGAAAUUAAGAUGACCUCACCUGUCUAUGGCACUGAUAUGAUGGUGGGCAUUGGGACGUCAGACGUGGACCUGGACAAGUACCAUCACACCUUCUGCAGCCUGCUUGGCAGGGACGAGGACAGCUGGGGCCUCUCCUACACGGGGCUCCUCCACCAUAAGGGUGACAAGACCAGCUUCUCAUCACGGUUUGGCCAAGGCUCCAUCAUUGGUGUGCACCUGGAUGCCUGGCACGGGACGCUGACUUUCUUUAAGAACAGGAAAUGCAUAGGAGUGGCAGCCACCAGACUGAGGAACAGGAGGUUCUACCCAAUGGUGUGCUCCACAGCGGCCAGAAGCAGCAUGAAGGUGAUCCGUGCCUGUGCCACCGCCACCUCCCUGCAGUACCUGUGCUGCUCCCGCCUGCGCCAGUUGCGCCCUGACUCAGGGGACACCCUUGAGGGCCUGCCCCUGCCACCUGGUCUCAAGCAGGUGCUGCGUGACAAGUUGGGCUGGGUCUUGAGCAUGAACUGCAGUCGGCGCAAGCCCCCAGCGUCCCCACCUGGUACCCCCAGCCUAGAGGCCAGGCCCUGCCGAAGGAAGAGGUGCCGACGGACCUGACUUGUUUUCUGACAAAAACUGCCUUCUUGGGCUGGGAAGGCCACUCCGUUCCUCCCUCCUUGCCACCCUGCAGGGCAGAAGAGGUGGACCAAGGUCUGAUGGGGGCUGUCCUAUCUCUAAGGCCAGAACAGUCCCUUCUGUAGGGGAUCCAGAGCCACUGGCCACUGAGUCCACUCUCCUUGACUGGUUGGGGGGGCAGCCACACCAGUCCUCCAACUGUCCCAGGAAUGGCCAAGUACUGCUGGGCCAUCCUGGGGUGACAGGUGUCUGCUGCCUGGGGAGACAGGGCUUGGUGAGCUGGCGCUUCCUGGCCCUGGGUCCCUGCUCUUCUUCUAGCUCACUCUGCAUGUUGUCCACUGCCGUUCCCGUCACACAGACCCCAAUGACUGUGACAAAUGUGGGAUUUAUGUCUUACACAGCUCUGAGAUUAAAGACUCUGUCAGGCCUGG